Molecule: messenger RNA, 1007 nt
Organism: Cynara cardunculus var. scolymus (artichoke)
Lineage: Eukaryota; Viridiplantae; Streptophyta; Magnoliopsida; Asterales; Asteraceae
Product: probable pyridoxal 5'-phosphate synthase subunit PDX1
Exons: 2
Coding region: 1-930 (309 amino acids)
Biological process (GO): amino acid metabolic process; pyridoxal 5'-phosphate biosynthetic process; pyridoxine biosynthetic process
Molecular function (GO): amine-lyase activity
Source: RefSeq, a predicted model, not a curated record
AUGGACGGAACUGGAGUGGUAGCGGUGUACGGCAACGGAGCGAUAACGGAGAGCAGGAAAUCGCCAUAUUCAGUGAAGGUUGGCCUUGCUCAGAUGCUUCGUGGCGGCGUAAUCAUGGACGUCGUCAACGAAGAACAAGCUCGCAUCGCCGAAGAAGCAGGCGCGUGUGCCGUCAUGGCACUGGAGCGUGUCCCCGCCGACAUCCGUGCGCAAGGCGGCGUUGCUCGGAUGAGCGAUCCACAACUCAUUAAGGAAAUCAAACAGGCGGUUACGAUUCCGGUGAUGGCGAAGGCUCGGAUUGGUCACUUUGUUGAGGCGCAGAUUCUGGAAGCGAUUGGGGUUGAUUACGUUGAUGAAAGCGAGGUUUUGACGGUGGCUGAUGAUGCGAAUCAUAUUAACAAGCAUAAUUUUAGGAUUCCGUUUGUUUGUGGUUGUCGGAAUUUGGGUGAGGCAUUGCGAAGGAUUCGUGAAGGUGCCGCCAUGAUCCGUACCAAAGGAGAAGGCAAUAUUUUAGGCAACAUAAUCGAGGCGGUCCGGCAUGCUAGAUCUGUGAUGGGGGACAUCCGGCGUCUGGCAAACAUGGACGAUGACGAGGUCUUCGGUGCUGCCAAGAACAUGGGUGCACCGUAUGAUUUGGUGAUGCAAACCAAACAAUUGGGGCGGCUGCCGGUGGUGCAGUUUGCGGCAGGUGGUGUUGCUACUCCGGCUGAUGCAGCUCUGAUGAUGCAGUUGGGAUGCGAUGGCGUGUUUGUGGGGUCGGGUGUAUUCAAAAGCGGUGAUCCGCCUCGGCGGGCUCGUGCAAUUGUCCAGGCGGUCACACAUUACACCGACCCGAAGGUGCUGGCGGAGGUGAGUUGUGGAUUGGGUGAAGCGAUGGUUGGGUUGAACCUUGACAAGAAUGUGGAAAGGUACUCUACCCGUUCUGAGUAAGGAUGAAACAAUUGUUGGCUUUUCUCUAUUUAUUGUGUUUUAUUUAGGUUUUUAAGCGUUUUACUUUUUGUAGUAGA